Messenger RNA from Syngnathus typhle (broad-nosed pipefish), 1047 nucleotides. RefSeq names its product zinc finger, matrin-type 5 (gene zmat5). The coding region runs from base 10 to 528 and encodes 172 amino acids. The record is from RefSeq and is a predicted model, not a curated record. NCBI's taxonomy places the organism in Eukaryota, Metazoa, Chordata, Actinopteri, Syngnathiformes, Syngnathidae. Gene Ontology annotation, molecular function: zinc ion binding. The transcript has 5 exons. Gene Ontology annotation, cellular component: U12-type spliceosomal complex.
GGCGAGAUCAUGGGCAAAAGAUAUUACUGCGACUACUGUGAGCGCUCUUUCCAGGACAACAUGCACAACAGGAAAAAGCAUCUGUUCGGCGUGCAGCACCAACGAGCCAAGAAGGCCUGGUUUGACCAUUUCAGAAGCUACGCCGAUAUUUGGAAAGACGAACAGGCAAAGAAACCCUGCAGGAAGUUUCUCCAAAGAGGCAUUUGCGAUUUUGGCCCGAGCUGCAGGUUUUCUCACAUGUCCGAGGCAGAGAUGUACGAUUUGCAACGGAAGAUGCAAGAUGAGAGACGGCGCUCGGAGGGCUGGGAGGACCCGAGCGAGGCCCGGCCCAGCGUGGCCGCGUGGCUGACCACCAGGGAGAAGAGGAGAAGCGGCCGGGCCAGCAAAGGUGUGGAAGAGCAGCAAGAGGAGGAGCGCACGCAAGGUGACCUCCCGCCACAGAUCUUCUCCAUCCCGGACCUGCCACCCUCACUGGUGCCGCCUCCUCCGGGUGGCUGGAAGGCUGAGGGCAGUGCGCAGUGGGGAUGAACAUUUUCUUCAAGUCAAACCACCUGACGUUGUGCAAUUUCUUUUUUCUGUUCUUUUAAUUAGGUGUCAUGCGUUUGGACAGCUUUUACAAUACACACCUGAUACGGUCAAUUUUACACAAAGAAGUCAGAUCGAACACACACACACACACACACGUUCGUAUAUUGCUGCUAGUUUUGCAAUCCGUAGAUCCAGCAUUCCAACUACAUUUUUCAAAGUGCUCCACAGAUUUCACAUUUUAAAUACGUGACAAAAGGCACCUGACAGAAAGGAUAGAUAUAUACUUUUCGAGGAACACUCCAAGACAAAAUACACAUUGACAGUAAGAUCUGGUGUCCCGGUCGCUAUUUUUGCGUCGUUUGUACAUUGGCAUCGAAGCUGCUACUUGACAUGAUAUGUUCCGAUGAGGAGGUAAACGGCGAAUGUCAUGCCACGCUCACAAUCUUGGUCAUCGUGCGUACACGUUACAUUGGUUUUAUUGCAUCCGAAAAAUAAAAAGAGAUUCAAGUCUGCAAAGUG